CUAACUGCAUGCUUUACCGUUUCAGAACAGCUCGACCGAAUCCGCACAUGUGCAGACAGUGUGUUCUGCAGCCUUCCUUCGCCAUUGUGUGUGUGUAUGUGCUCUGUGUCGGUCGGCGGAAGCUUGAAUGGUGACUGUGUUUGCUGAAACGACGAGCUGCGGCAGCACAGGAUGAGGAAAUGAAGUGGAGCAAGAGCGUGACUUCACCUCACCCCCUUUAUUGCCUUGCAAAUCUGCCUGUGUCGAAAACACACAGCCCUUUGCCCGGACAUAUCAGCAGAGCGCCGGCCUGGAUCUUCUCCAGACAGCUGAUGGCAGAAGUGAACCCUCAGCCGGCCGCCACGGCCUCCUCUGGCACGUUUGACCAGGUGCAGAGUCAGGUCAAUGAAGUUAAAGUUAUACUGAAGGACAACAUCAACAAGGUCCUGGAGAGGGGCGACAAAAUAGACGACCUCAUCGGGAAGACGGACGACCUCCAAGCAUCUGCCGACUCCUUCCAGAGAACGUCGACGCGGGUCGCCCGGAAGUACUGGUGGAAGAAUAUUAAAAUGAUGAUCAUAAUCGGUGUGAUUGUGCUGAUCGUCGUGAUACUCAUAAUUCUUGCUGCCACUGGUGUCAUUUAACCUUUGACCCUGACCCCCCCCCCCCUGAAGCGGAGGAGAUCACCACCACACAACUAAUUUGCACACAUAAAACGUUGUUUUAUAUCUCACAGAUGCGUAUGUAAAUUUAAAUUUAAACAGCGCAUGACAAUCCAUUAAGGUCUCUAUGAUGAUGUAAAGUUGGGGGAAAAAAAAAAAAGAGAUUAAAUAUAAUAAUUAAGUUUUCUGGCAUGAAACCAUGACACUCCAGAUGAACGCAAAACCAAUUUGAUUCAUGUUCUUCAACAAACACAGACGAGAGCUUUUGUUUGGUUGUUGUUUUUUUUUCUUCUUUUUAUUAUUAUUUUGAUCAUUUUAAUGUCCCAUACAUCACGUGUAUAUAAUGAACGUUUAUGGAUGUCAAACUCUGUAAGAAUAUUUGUAUUAUAUGACUGAUGAACACCAUAAAGUAGGUAAAACUGUGAUCUCGUCUCUUUGCUGCCGUCUCUACAAGCGUUGGUCGGGACGACGUGAAGCAGCGAGAACUUCAAACACAAACCAAGAAAGAACAAGGACGUGAGAAAACCCUGAAGCGAUCUAAACGAACGCAAAAACAAAACAAAACAAAAAAAAAACAAAACAAAAAGGACACUGAAAUACUUGGGUAAAUACAGGAAAAAUGUACGGUGGGUUCAAAGCAGUCUUCGUUUUGCUUUCAUAAACUAGCCAUGUCUUUAGCUGGAUCGUCUCUGUGGCCGACACUUUCGCCGCCGAAGCCUGCGGGAAACAAACAGGAACAAGUCAGAGUGGAUGAGCGACAAGUCUUCAGCUACUAAAGAAAGACAGGAAUCCCCUGUUUUUAAUCGGCCUACGUGAUAAAAGCAAUUAUUUUUAACAGAUUUACAGCUUUAAAAUGUGUAUAAAUUAAACUAGGGAUCCUGACGAAGAAGUCAAAAUACUAAAUGGG
Poecilia latipinna (sailfin molly) is the source of this 1548-nucleotide messenger RNA. Its product is annotated as vesicle-associated membrane protein 8. The record is from RefSeq and is a predicted model, not a curated record. Gene Ontology annotation, cellular component: membrane. Gene Ontology annotation, biological process: vesicle-mediated transport. The coding region runs from base 180 to 623 and encodes 147 amino acids. The transcript is spliced from 4 exons. Lineage: Eukaryota; Metazoa; Chordata; Actinopteri; Cyprinodontiformes; Poeciliidae.